Messenger RNA from Penicillium manginii, 2034 nucleotides. Its product is annotated as alkaline phosphatase. Gene Ontology annotation, molecular function: alkaline phosphatase activity. Lineage: Eukaryota; Fungi; Ascomycota; Eurotiomycetes; Eurotiales; Aspergillaceae. The record is from RefSeq and is a predicted model, not a curated record. Gene Ontology annotation, biological process: dephosphorylation. The transcript is spliced from 2 exons. The coding region runs from base 1 to 2034 and encodes 677 amino acids.
AUGCGGGGCUUGUCAAUCUUAGCGGCUGCAUGUACCUUGUCGUGUGCAGCGGCCCAGACCUUCCAACGGCUGGGUGGUUGUCCCGAUCUGGGCUGUGUGUUUCCACCGGAUCAGGCGGAUUUCCUUCCCGGCCAAUUCUUUGAUAUCCGUCUCGAAGUCCACUCUCCUGUCAAUGGCUCCGAGGCACGCGUCGGCGUUCCCGACUCGGACUUCAAAUUUACCAUCACCAAGAAGGGCAGCCAGUCAGUCUCUGCUGCCAAAUACUUCAAGAUCAAGGAGCCCGAGCUUGAAAGGUGGAACUUCACCUGGUAUGAGGGUAUGUAUCUGCUCUUCUCUCUUCUCGCGUCAUCCGCUCGAAAACUGAUAAUUUCCUUCACAGAUCUUUUCGCCAAGGAUGCAAACCAGCCUUCGCUCGUCAAUGUCACUGCCAAGGCCUACCGACGAGUCGCUCUCUACGAGCCGGGCGAGUACGAGGCAACGUUGACAUACUACGGCAAGGAAAAGACCGUGGCGAACUGGCACGUCCGCGACCUGUCAAAGAAGCGCCGCGCGAAGAAUGUCGUUCUAUUCGUCGGCGACGGAAUGACAACCAACAUGAUUACCGCAGCUCGUCUCAUGGCGCAUCGCAGUAUCAAUGGCAAAUACAUGACCAAGAUGGCUUUGGACAAGUUCCCCAUUCUGGGCCACCAGAUGACACACUCCAUGGACUCGUUCAUCACCGACUCCGCCAACUCUGCCACGGCCCUUUACUCGGGCCACAAGACGACCGUCAAUGCGUUGAACGUGUACGUCGACUCGUCCAGCGAUCCCUUCGACGAUCCCAAGUUCGAAAAUAUUGCGGAGAUUUUUGGUCGCCGGUAUCCCGAUGGUGGUGUUGGUAUUGUAUCCACUGCUUUCCUGGCCGAUGCGACACCCGCCGGCCUGGCCGCGCACACUAGCAAUCGUGGCAAAUAUGAUCAUGUUAUCGGCGCUUAUUAUGAGGGUCUUACCGAAUAUGACUGGACAGAGUGGAGCGGUCCGGAUGUAUUGCUCGGCACUGGUGCUGAGAACUUCCUCACUAGUCAAGACAGCCCUCGCGAUUACUAUAACCUCUUCUCUAAGAAGGGAUACAAUGUCGCAUGGAACAAUACCGCGUUGCACGAUGCUCCCAAUGACGAGAAGCUUCUGGGCGUCUUCCAGACCUCCAACCUAUUGACCUGGCUAGACCGCAAUGUCUACACCGGUAACCUUGCCAACCAGAGCAACUACCCUGAUGGCUCGGGUCGGGAUGCCCUUGACCUACCAGGACUCAAGGACAUGACCUUGAAGGCCAUUGAUGUUCUGCACGAGCGUCACGGUGAUGAUGGAUUCUUCCUCAUGUCCGAGGCCGCCAGUAUCGAUAAGCAAAUGCACACUCUCGAUUACGACCGAUCGCUCGGUGAGCUGCUAGAGCUUGACGACACCGUCCGUGCAACCAUUGAGAAGCUCAAAAGCCUCGGUGAACUGGAGGAUACUCUGAUCAUCGUCACUGCCGACCACGGACACGGUUUCGACGUCACUGGCUCUGUCGAUACCACUUACAUGGACGCGCAGAAGGAUGAUCGCAGCAAGCGCAACGCUGUUGGUUACUACCACAACUCAGGCUUGUCGCAGUAUACCGUCGGUGGCGCCCAGUCCCUGCGAUACUCCGAGGGUGUUCAUUUCCCUGCUCGCUGGGAUCCCCGGUAUACACUGCACUCUGGCGUUGUUGCAUUCCCCGACCACCGGGAGAACUACCAGGUGCACAGCGAGGGCGCACGCACCCCUGCGAUCGCGGCCAAGGACAAGAAGGACGGUUACGUCGUCAACUACAAAGAUGCUGUCACUGGGUUCUUGAUUAACGGCACUCUUCCUGUGUCUGCGGACCAGGGUGUCCACUCUUUGACAGACGUGCCGGUCUUUGCACAAGGUCCGUGCCAGGAACUGUUUGGAGGCGUGUACAACUCGAUCGAUAUUUUCUUCAAUAUGGCGGAGUGCUUGGGUCUGGCUGAGACCAAGAAGCACGGUGGACACUAG